Messenger RNA from Oreochromis niloticus (Nile tilapia), 1810 nucleotides. Its product is annotated as claudin-4. Gene Ontology annotation, molecular function: structural molecule activity. Lineage: Eukaryota; Metazoa; Chordata; Actinopteri; Cichliformes; Cichlidae. Gene Ontology annotation, cellular component: membrane; bicellular tight junction. The transcript is spliced from 2 exons. The record is from RefSeq and is a predicted model, not a curated record. Bases 763 to 1431 code for a protein of 222 amino acids.
CUAGCGCUAGGUGUGUAGCAGCCUCUUCGUCGCUCCAGCCAUUAUGCCUCGCGGCUAGCCGUACUUGUGAGAGGUAGGGCUCUAGCGGGGUUAGCCCGUUGUAUUUCGGUACCUUAGCUGGCGUUGCAGGCAUCACUGCUCGCUGUCGGGGGCCCGGUGUGUCGGUCGACAGAGGCAGCCCAUGAAGCACUGUCCCUGCCGUGGUGCGCUCGCGCCGUCGAGACCCGUCGGGGGACUUACAUGGCCGCUCGCUUGCUCUCUCUUCAAUCGCUCACUUCCCAAGCAGCGAAUACUCUCCUCGACGGCUUGCUCCAGCCUCUGAGUGUCUCUCUCCAUUCCGGCGAGGGUGAGCUAUCCCACUUCUGACACCAAUGUGGCGAGCUCAGACAAGGAGGAGACAGAGGUUUCGUUUGGUCUUGCUUCCCGCGAGUUAGCCAGGGAGCACAGCCGUUUAUUAGCCUUCAACAACAACAAAACAUGGCGCUCUCCCACCCGGAAACACAGACUCACAUAGAGAGCGCCACCUGUCACUAUGGCAACAUGACAACAGAACAUAACUGUCAAUCACAAAACCCCGAACAGCCCUGGCCGCUACAAAACAAUCAUUAAGGACAAUGAGUCUUGCACAGGCCUUUGAGCCACAGAGAUCCAAUGUCACCUUCAUCUCAAGAGGGUUGAGCUCACCGACACAGAAGCCCUCCCAUCUCACAGUGCACUGGAACAGAAUUUUGUUCAGCUCCUUCCUCAUCCCCUGCUCCAACUAUGUAUUCUACCGGUUUGGAGAUCCUCGGGAUCAUUCUGGCUGUGGCUGGCUGGCUGGGAGUAAUGGUGACCUGUGGCCUGCCUAUGUGGAGAGUGGCUGCCUACAUCGGCCAGAACAUUGUCAUCUCUCAGGUUAUCUGGGAAGGCUUGUGGAUGAACUGUUCUGUACAGAGCACCGGACAGAUGCACUGCAAGGUGCACGACUCCAUGCUGGGGCUUCCAGUUGACCUGCAAGCAGCUCGUGCCUUGGUCAUCAUCUCUCUGGUUCUUUGCAUUGUGGGUAUCGUUCUGUCAGUGGCUGGUGCCAAGUGCACCAACUGUAGCCGGGAUGUGAGCAGUAAACCUCGCCUCAUGGUGGCUGCUGGGGUGACAUUUGUGGUGGCUGGACUGCUGCUUCUUGUGGCUGUGUCCUGGACAGCUCACGCCAUUGUCCUGGGCUUCUAUGACCCCAUGCUGGAGGAGACAGGGAAGAGGGAGUUUGGUAAUGCUCUGUACUUUGGUUGGGCUGCUUCCUGCCUGCUGAUUCUAGGGGGAGCCCUGCUUUGCUGUUCCUGCCCUCGCAGAUCAACCACGGCACCAAGCGGUGGUGGUCCUGCACCUUCCCGCAUUGACUACUCAGCAGUAAAAACCAUAUCAGUCAAUGGAUACACCAGAAGAGACUAUGUAUGACCAUGUGACAUGAGGAAAUGAUGAUCUGCAUUUAUAAAUUUGUGGUUUGUAGUAGAUGUAGUAGAUGCAUGUUUGGCACUAGCUUCAAUGACUGAUCUGUGUUUCAUGUUUUAGUCAUGAACAUUUUUUUUAAAUGAUGUGCAUUUUUUUGUUUCUUUUGCAAGUAUGAACACAUUUUUUCCUCAAAAAGCUGAAAUCAAGAUGUUUCUAACCUAACACAAUGUAAUUGCAAGUCAAUUCUGACAAUAGGAAGUUUCACAACUUCAGUUGAAAAGUAAAACUUUUUUUCAGUAAUUUGUUUGUUAUCAACUUAUUGUUUAUGGUGGAUAUGCACUUUGUACUGUGCUUUUUAUUCCAAAAGGUUUGUUGGUGUGAAGAG